Molecule: messenger RNA, 18168 nt
Organism: Penicillium pulvis
Lineage: Eukaryota; Fungi; Ascomycota; Eurotiomycetes; Eurotiales; Aspergillaceae
Gene: nrps1
Exons: 8
Coding region: 1-18168 (6055 amino acids)
Molecular function (GO): catalytic activity; phosphopantetheine binding
Source: RefSeq, a predicted model, not a curated record
AUGGCCCAAUCCUCGAAGUGCUAUCUUCCUCGGUUCGCCACUGCGGUUGACGGUCCUAAGCGCCCGGUUUCUAUGAAAACCAGACCGACUCCUUCGCAAAAUGCGCAGUUAUUAACCGCAUGGCACGAAGGACGCCUCAAUUCGGUAUUGCAGGCCACUUGGGGCCUGGUCUUGCAUUACUAUCUCCGUACCGAGGAUAUUUGCUUUGGUUACCAACACAUCGACGGCGACGCUAUUUGCUCACGAAGCCCUGUACAGCGGGCCAGCAUCACGAACAUCUCCCCUGUACGACUCGCGAUUCAAGAAAACGACUCCACUCAGCAAAUUGUAGAUAAAGUGUGGAAGAAUCUGAAGAAUGGUGGAAGCGUUGAGACAGCUUCCGAUGGUCAGUUGCCCUUCAACACCAUCUUGAUGCUGCGCACACACAAGAAGUCCGACUCCGCUUCUUCGAAACCAAUGUUGGCGACUGCUCUUCCCGAUCAGUGCCAAGUUCGUCUCCAUGUUAAAGUGAUGCGCCGGGACAUCAACAUUUUUCUCGAGUGGCGCAACGGAGACAUGUCCGGCGAGCAAAUGAAGAGUGUUGCCCACAUUUUCCUGCAAGUGCUCGGCAAAGUCCUUUCAACCGAAAACACCGCUAUUAGCAAGCUUAAUCUGUUCUCGGAGAUUGAUUGGCAGCGUAUCCAGAAGUGGAAUUCCCACACUCCGAAGCUGUACGACCGCUGCAUCCAUGAAGCAAUUCAUGAUCAAGCUGUCAGCGGCCCAGACAGAGAGGCUGUUUGCGCUUGGGAUGGAUCGUUAACUUAUGGAGAGCUUGACCACUUGGCAUCGAAGCUCGCAUGCCACUUGCGUAUGCAGGGUGUUGGCCCUGAAAUCCGCGUGGCUUUGCUUUUUGAUAAAUCGAAAUGGAACAUUGUUGCCAUGCUCGGUGUUAUGAAAGCUGGUGGCGCUUUCGUCCCAUUGGAUCCGACACACCCAACCUCCCGUCUUCAGCGUCUGAUUGAAUCCGUUAAGGCAUCGGUUGCUCUGUGCUCGCAGAACCACGCAGAGGCGCUCCGGCCUAUUGUUAAGACUUUAAUUCCUCUGUCCAAUGAGACCAUGGAUGGCCUGCCGGUACCAGCCGACGGCGUCGAACUUGCAUCUGGUGUUACCAGCCAGAAUGCCGCUUAUGUUCUCUUUACUUCCGGAUCUACGGGAGAACCAAAGGGAACUCUUUUGGAACAUCGUGCGUUCCUCUCCAGUGCGAAGGCGCACGCCGCCGGACUUCUCGUCUUCCGUGAUUCGAGAUGCCUACAAUUUGCAGCUCACACAUUCGAUGCCAGCCUCGCGGAAUCAUUGACACCUCUCAUCACCGGUGCGUGCGUGUGUAUUCCAAGCGGGGAAGCGCGAUUGAAUGAUAUUGUGGGCACGAUCAACGAGAUGCGGGUCACUCAGGCGUGCUUUACCCCAUCAUUCAUCGGCUUUAUCGACAUUGAAAGCGUGCCUGGAUUACAGGGUCUCGUGCUAGCUGGAGAGGCAAUGUCACAGUCUCAGCUGGCAACAUGGUCCAAAAUUAAAUUGGUCAAUGGAUACGGGCCUACCGAGGCCAGUGUCGCGUCUGUGCUGAACACAGGGGUAACACCCGAGACCGACUGCAAGGACAUUGGUCUCCCAGUCGGUGUCAAAGUAUGGCUAGUGGAUCCUGAAAACCAAGACGAGCUGGUCCCCGUCGGAUGCCCAGGUGAACUUCUGCUUGAAGGGCCAACAUUGGCUCGGUGCUAUGUCAACAACCCGGAGAAAACCAAGGAUUCAUUCAUUUAUGACCCUGCUUGGACCAAGAUGGAUAAAUCAGGCAGCACAAACCGCAGAUUCUACAAGACUGGAGAUUUGGUGAGGUACAACUCGGACACUGGCUCCCUAAACUAUAUCGGUCGCAAAGAUACGCAAGUCAAGGUUCACGGCCAGCGAAUUGAACUUGGCGAGAUCGAGAACCAAUUAAGUCGUGACUCAAAGGUUACCCAUUGUUCCGUCCUUUUCCCCAAGUCUGGCUUCUCAAAGGGCAGACUGGCUGCUGUCAUUUCAUUUGCCGGCUUGUUGGCUGAGGAAUCCAAGGCUGAGUUGGAGACACUGGGGCUGAUUCCAAGUGAGAUGAAAUCAGAGCUCAUUCCUGGGAUUCGCGAACGACUGUCAGCCCGCCUUCCGACUUACAUGGUACCCGCUGUUUGGUUGUGUGUAGAAGCACUUCCUCUUCUUCCGUCUGGGAAACUCGAUCGGAAAGGAAUUGCAGGCUGGGUGACCAGCAUGGAAACCGAUCCAGAUGUUGGAAAGACCCUCUCUAGUCCCUCACUCGGUGCAGAGAUCUCACAGCCUUUGAACUCAACCGAGGAAGGCCUGGCCGCCGUCUACAGCCGCGUUCUCAAUAUUCCCCAACACCUUGUCAGCCUGAAUGAAAGUUUCCUCGGGUUGGGUGGUGACUCUAUUGCCGCCAUGACAUGUAUUGGACUUUGCAAGAAGCGUGGUAUUGGCUUGUCUGUGCAAGAUAUUCUUCGUAGUAAGUCUAUUCGUGAUCUCGCCACUCGCGCAAAGGCGAUCGACCAUGGUACAACCUACCAAGAAGCUGUGGAUGAGCCCUUCAAUCUGUCACCGAUCCAACUCCUCCACUUCGGUGUUCGAAAGGAGGGUGAGGGCCACUUCAACCAGGGCAUUCUCACCCGCCUGAGCAAACCCCUCGAUGAAAGCACUUUACGGAAAGCAAUUGAGACUCUAGUUACUCGGCACUCUAUGCUGCGGGCCAGAUAUGACAAUAGUGGUUCUGCCACAGCAUCUGCUCAACGCAUCACCCGCGAUGUCAAGGGCUCUUACAGAUGGCGGAUUCACACGGUCGCGAACAUGGAUGCCAUCAAACCCUUCAUUGGUGAGAGCCAGACUGGCAUCAAUUGCUUUUCUGGACCUCUCUUAGCAGUGGAUUAUUUCCGCAUGCAAGAUAACUCUCAGCCGCAUAUUCUAUCAAUGACAGCGCACCAUCUUGUUGUUGACAUUGUUUCAUGGAAGAUCAUCCUUGGAGACUUGGAAGAUCUUGUGCUGAACCCUGAGAAGUCAGCUUCAGCCGAUGGCUCACUGCCUUUCCAGACGUGGUGCCGUCUUCAGGAAGAGCAUUCGAAGAGCCUUGUCACUGAAGGGAGAGUUCCGACCAACCCCCUGCCGAGCAUCGACUUCGGAUACUGGGGACUCAAGGACAAUAAGACCACAUACGGUGAUGUAGAUUGCGCGGCAUUUGAAAUCGAUGCAGAGCACACCAAUUCGAUUCUUCUCGAGUGCCAUAAGGCUCUGGACACCGAACCAAUCGACUUGUUCCUUGCGUCAAUGUUGCACUCAUUUGGCCAAUCAUUCAAUGACCGUACUUUACCUGUGAUUUACAAUGAGGGACAUGGACGUGAAGUCUGGGAUCCCUCAAUCGACAUCUCGCACACUGUCGGUUGGUUUACCAUUCUUCACCCCAUCUUCGUGAAUGGAUAUAAGUCAGAUGAUCCAAUCGAUACUCUUAUUCAGGUAAAAGACCUUCGCCGACAGGUCUCUGACAAUGGCCGCGCCAAUUUCGCCAGUCGUGUCCUCAAGACUGGAGGCCCUCAGAGUGGUGAUUACCCGCACCCUUUCGAGAUGUCUUUCAAUUAUGUUGGUCAGCACCGUGACCUGCAGCGAGAGGAUGGACUCUUCCAGCUAGUUGACCAAAUGGCUGGCGAAACAGGUCAAGGUAAUGAUGCUGCUGACUUCGGGCGUGAUACACCUCGCUUUGGUCUCUUCGAGAUUUCCGCCAUGGUCGUUUCUGGCAAGAUCCGCUUUACAUUCUCUUUCAACAAGUUUAUGCAACACCAGGACCGCAUCCACUCUUGGGUCUCACAGUGCCAGAAGCAACUUGUUUCGCUUUCUGAGCAACUCUCGUCAAUGUCUUCCCGAUUGACUUUGAGCUCUUUUCCUAUGCUUUCUUUGAAUUAUGACAGCCUCGAGAAAAUGCUUACCCAGAAGCUACCGGCUCUUGGUAUUGCAUCGCCUGAUCUUAUUGAAGACAUUUAUCCAUGCUCUCGUAUGCAACAGGGUAUUUUGCUCGGUCGCACACGCGAUAGCUCAUACUACGCUGUCCAUGAUACAUUUGAAAUCCAAGGUACAGGAUCAACCGCGCCAAACGUUGAUCGUCUGGUUGAAGCAUGGAAGCAGGUUGUCUCCCACCAUGCGAUGUUCCGCACCAUCUUUGCCGAGAACCUCACACCCCGUGAUCCAUUCUGCCAGGUUGUCUUGAAAGAGUACGACUCAACUCCCGUGUUCCUGCAUUCUGCAGGUGACAGCGAUGUUUUGGCCACUUUCGACGCACAGGAACCCAAGGAUUACAACGAACUCACUCCGGCGUAUCGCUUCAGCAUCUGCCAGACAUCGACAGAUCGAAUUUUCUGUCGUAUUGAACUGAGCCAUGCGGCCAUGGAUGGCAACUCUAUUUCUAUCAUUCUCCGCGACUUGCAGCUUGCGUAUGUUGGCAGGCUCGAGGAGACUCGUCCACCUCUCUUCAAAGAUUACAUCAGCUUCCUACAGGAUGCACCCCAGAAGGCCAGCAUCAACUACUGGCGGUCUUACCUUUCGGAUGCGAAGCCAUGUAUUUUCCCGACCCUUACCGAUGGUCAGGCACCGCAGGAGAAGAGCCUUCGUUCGAUGCCCGUCAACUUCGGAGCCUUGGCUCAGCUCCAGACCGCGUGUGAGAAGAAGGGAAUUACGCUGUCUAAUGUCUUCAAUGCGGCAUGGGGACUUACCUUGCGUCUGUUCUGUGGCUCUGACGACGUCAGCUUCAGCUACAUGGCGUCUUUGCGGGAUGUCUCUGCCGAUGGUGUCCAAUCGGUCGUUGGUCCAGUUAUCAAUCUAAUGAUUUGCCGGAUGAAGAUGUCCAGUGACUCACUACUCAGUGAUGUUUUGCAGCAGAUCCAGGAUGACUACAUGGAGAGCCUUCCAUUCCGACACACCUCCUUGAUUGACAUUCAACAUGCACUCAAGCUAUCUGAUGCGAACCUGUUCAACUCGGGUGUAUCUUACCGCCGCCUCCCUGGUGCGAAGGACGCAGUGAGCAGUGAUAUUCAGUGUGUCGAGGUUGGCUCUAUCCAUGACCCUGCUGAAUUCCCCGUCUUCAUCAAUAUUGAAGCUAUGGAUACGAAGGCAAGAAUAGAUAUCAACUACUGGACCACAAGCCUCUCUGAUGCUCAGGCUCUCAAUGUUGCAAACACUUAUGUCCAGUGUCUGGAGAGCAUGAUGACCCAGAUCGACAGCCAGAUUCGCUGUCUGGACAUUGUGAGCGAGAGCAACAAGGCUGAGAUCCUCUCCUGGAACAGCAAGGUGCCCCAGGCCAUUGAGAAGUGCGCUCACCAUAUCAUCCAGGAUAUGGCUACCAAGAAGCCGGAGGCGCUUGCAGUCGCUGCUUGGGAUGGAAGUCUCAGUUACUCCAAGUUGGAUCAAUAUUCAUCCCGCCUUGCCAGUUACCUAGUGACCUUCGGCGUGGGCCCAGGAAGCCUUAUCCCAACAUCAUUUGAAAAAUCCGUAUGGAACAUUGUCUCUGUUCUGGCGAUCAUGAAAGCUGGAGGCGGAUGUAUUCCCAUUGACUCCGCCAAGACAAUGGGUCUAAUUGAAUCUUGGGUAGUAGAGAACGCUGUGCAAGUUGCGCUCGCAUCUCCUGAGAAGGCUCAGGUCCUCGAGGAGACGAUUCCCUAUGUCAUCCCUGUGACUGAAUCUUUGCUGGAGUAUCUCAACGAUGAGCCCCUCUUGUCCGCUGCAUGCCCGAGCGACGCCGCUUUUGUUGCGUUCUCAUCUGGUACUUCGCAGAGAGCGCGAGCCGUUGUCCUCGACCACUCAUGCCUCAUGACUAGAGUCGAGGCCUUUUCCUCCUCCCUGAACCUCACAGAUGCGUCGCGUGUCCUUCAGUUUGCUGCACACACAAGUGAUCUCUUCAUUCUGGAGGCGUUUGGCGCAUUCAUCCAUGGUGGCUGUGUGUGUAUCCCGGCUGAUGUCCACCCAGCAAAUCUUGCAACUUCGGUUAACACUCUUCUUGUCAACACGAUCUGCAUGACACCAAGCGUCGCUGCAUUCGUCAGCCCACAGGAUAUUCCAGGCCUGAAGACCGUUGGAAUGUUCGGUGAACUCUCAACGGAAAGGAAGUUGCAGCAUUGGCAAGCAGACGACCUUCAUUUGCACCACUUCUUUGGAACCGUGGAAACCUCAUGUUCUUGUUUCCAUAGUUUGGUCCAUCCAGAGCAAGCACCGACCAUCAUUGGAUCCGCUGUUUCCAAUGUUGCUUGGGUUGUUGAUCCAUCGAAUCAUAACACUCUCGUUCCUAUUGGAGCUGUUGGUGAGUUGGUCAUUGAAGGACCCGGCCUUGCCGCCCGCUACCUGGGGCAGGAAGAAACCGCGGAUGUCUUUGACAACCCAUCGUGGCUCGCCACUCUCGAGGGUCAGUCCGACCCCACAGAGUCUGAGCCUCGGAAGUUCUUCAAGACUGGUGACCUCGUCCGCUGCAAUUCUGAUGGCUCAUUCGUCUUUGUUGGCAAGAAGACGGUCGAUCGUCACUUUGUGCCGUGCUCCGAUUCCCUUGAUGUGGAACAGUGCAUUGACGUGUUCUUUUCAUCAAAGCGCCGCGCUGCUGUCAGUACCUUGCCUUUCGGUGGUGAAGAUCGGAUUAUUGUUUUCCUGUGCGCCUCAGAUGUGUCUACUGCCAGCUUCGGCGACAAAGUUAUUCAAAGCUCGGCACCCGAGUUGAAAGCUGCCAUUUCCUCACUACACACUUACUUGUCUACGAGAAUCUCCUCAAGCAAGGUUCCUAGUCUUUACAUACCCAUUUCUUCCAUCCCAUUGACCCCCAUAGGUAAGACUGACUACCAGAGCCUCCACGCCGAAAUCCUGAAUCUCUCCACCACUGUUCUUGGAUCCUUUGAUGUCAAGCAGUGGACUGGAAUCAAAUCUGGGAACAGAACGUCCCGCCAAUCUUUCUCCAAUACUAAUGUUGAUUACUGGAGAGAGUAUUUGGCCGACAUUGAGCCAUGCAAUUUCCCAGCCAUUUCCCAAGAAACCGCCAACAAGGGUCGGUCCACUCGAACCCUCAACAAGCAGACAAAUCAGCUCCACGCGUUCGGUAGAUUGACUGGAGUUUCCUUGGAAAUUAUUUUCCAGAUUGCGUGGGGUCUUGUUUUGAGAUGUUACACUGGUAACGACGAUGUCUGUUUUGGCUACUGGGCCUCGCAGACUGAUGACCCAUCCUCCGUCGCCAUUGCCCGUCUCAUGUUGAAUAACGAACUGAACUUGAAUGAAUCCCUGCAAAAGACCAAGACAGAGUUUGAAAAGAGCAAGGAGAACUUUGCUGAGCUUGCUGUUGUAAAGCAGCAGUUGGGCAUGGACGAUGCCAAUGUAUUCAACACCCUUCUAACUUAUCGUGCUGUUGACUCCCUACCUCAACGCCAGGCCCGGGAUACUGCUACAUCCAAAGCCUACAAUGUUGCUGUUACAGCUCAGGUGUCGACCUCCGUUGCCGAAAUUGACUUCAGCUACUCUACAGAGACCUUGACCUCUGUCCAAGUCACUCAUGUUAUCGACACUUUCGACCAAAUCCUUAAUGAUAUGAUGUCUGCCGACCCGUGCGAGCGCACCAUUGGAAACCUUGAUCUCCUGUCUCAGCGAUCGUGCCGUCAGAUUCGCGAUUGGAAUGCUUCUGUGCCUCCUCGGGUUGAGAAAUGCGCCGAUGAACUAAUCCAGCAGCAAGCCCUUCUUCACCCUCGUGCAGACGCAAUCUGCUCAUGGGACAAGGACUUCACUUAUGGCCAGCUGGAGAUUGUGACUAGCCGACUAUCUCGCUACCUUACGGGACUCGGUAUCAAACCAGAAGUUUUUGUAGUUUUGUGCUUUGAGAAGUCAGCCUGGGCAAUUGUUGCGCAGUUGGCCGUUCUCAAGGCCGGUGGAGCAUUCGUGUCCAUUGACCCCUCCCACCCUGAUUCACGACUUCAGAUGUUAAUUGAUGAGAUUGGUGCCGAUGUGGUUCUCUGCUCAGCUUCAUUGCAAUCAAAGAUGUCCAAGCUGUGCAAAAAGGCCCUUUCCGUGUCUCAAACUGCGAUUUCUCAGCUUCCUGAAUCGCCAUUAGCAUUGCCCGGCACUCGCCCAACUCCUGCCAAUGCUGCAUACGCAAUCUUUACAUCUGGGACUACGGGGAAGCCAAAGGCGACCGUGGUGGAGCACAUGGCGCUCAGCACCACUGCUAUCGCGAUGAUGAAUGCACUGCACAUGAACUCAGGAACGCGCGCACUGCAAUUCUCGAAUUACACAUUUGACGUCAGCAUUUUGGAGAUUAUGAUGACUUUGAUGACCGGAGGCUGUGUCUGCGUGCCUAGUGAAGAGGAGCGUAUGAACAAUCUCGGAGGUGCCAUUCGACGCAUGGAGGCCAAUUAUAUGGCAUCGCCCCCUGCUAUCGUCAAUACCCUCGAGCCCAAGAGUGUGCCUACUUUGAAGACCAUCAUCACCGGCGGUGAGAAGAUGCCUGCCCACCACAUUGACCGCUGGCAUGACCGAUUUGUCAUCAAUGCCUAUGGGCCUUCAGAAGCUACUGUUGUAGCCACUGUCGGUGUCAAGGUUGACUGGGAUGGAAACCGUGUCAAUGAUGACCCUACAUCUAUUGGUCUCGCUGCAAACUGCCGAGUGUGGAUUGUGGAUCCAAACAAUUAUAACCGUCUUCUCCCCGUUGGUGCGGUUGGUGAGAUGCUUCUUGAGGGAAGCAACAUUGCCCGCGAAUAUCUUGGAAACCCAGAGAAAACCAAGGCCGCGUUCGUGGAAGACCCAGUUUGGAGUCACCACGCUGGUCUCCAUGGUAUCUUCAGCCGCAGUGAUCGCAUGUACCGCACUGGAGAUCUUGUCCGGUACAACAGUGAUGGCACUCUCGCUUUCCUUGCACGCAAGGACACUCAAAUCAAAUUCAACGGACAGCGCAUUGAGCUUGAGGAGAUUGAGCACCAGUGCACCCGCUGCCUCCCAGAGGGUUCCCAGGUCGCCGUUGACGUGGUUGUUCCCCAAGAGAAGACCGUCGCUAAAGGUCUCGCUGCCUUCUUCACCAUCCACGAUGGCGACUUAGAGCAGGGUGGUACUAACGAUCAAUUUGCGCCUACUAUUCCUGGGGCUGAUCCUCUACUCUUGCCAAUCUCUGUGAGUAACAUGGAUGCUGUGCAAAGAUUGAAGAGCUCCCUCCCAGAUUAUCUCCCACAGAGCAUGAUGCCUCGUCUCUUCUUCCCGCUGCGAAACCUUCCUUUCACAUCUUCUGCAAAGAUUGAUCGUAGACGCCUACGUGCUAUGGUCCAAACUCUUUCCAAAGAGACAUUGAAGUCCUACAUUACCUUCAAUACUGGAGGCAAGAUUGAAGAGACCUCGGACAAUGGCAUUGAGGCUCAGCUUCGAACCCUUUGGGAGCAGACCCUCGACCUGGAGCAGGGAUCUGUGACUAAUGAGGAUAGCUUCUUUGCCCUUGGCGGCGACUCGUUCUCGGCUAUGAACCUCGUUGGGGCUGCCCAGGCUGCGGGUAUCUCUCUCAAUGUUGCCAUAAUCUUCAAGACACCGGUCUUGGUUGACAUGGCAAAGAUCUGCUCCAGUUCUACUGAGGCACCGCCUGUCAAGCAGCAGCCUCUUGACCCAUUCUCCCUUCUACCUUCUGGCGUCGAUCUUGAGGGUCUCCUCGACGAGAUUAGCGAGGGCUGCAUUGUCUCUAAAGAUUCAGUCGCCGAUGUAUACCCCUGCAGUGCCGUACAGGAAGGCCUUUUGACCAUGUCUGUUAAGCAUCAUGGUGCAUAUGUCGCGCAGCCAGCUUUCAGACUUGCUGAAGGUGCUGACCUUGAUCGCUUCAAAGCUGCCUGGGAGCAGACUGUUGCUGAUCUCGAUAUUCUUCGAACCCGCAUCAUUCAUACUGAAGCCAUGAACUUUGCUCAGGCUAUCCUCAAAGAUGAUCCCAUCUCUUGGGUUCAUGCUGAGUCUUUCGGCGAGCUACCCAGCGACUCAAUAGAGCUACCAAAGUUCAACGGUGCUCGCUUGACUGGUUAUGCUAUUGUCCAACCCCGAGGAUCAUCCACUCGCUACUUUGUUUGGUCCGUCCACCACGCACUGUAUGAUGGCUGGAGUAUUCCGUUGAUCUACAGAAGAUUCGAGGAGAACUACAAGGCAACGUUGAACAAAGAACCGGCUGCUUCCUAUGGCCUGUUCAUUAACUACCUCAAGAAGAAAGACAUGGUGGAAUGUGAUGCCUUCUGGAAGUCCUACAUGGCAGACAUUUCGAGCAAUCCUUUCCCACAAAACCAGAACUCAGUUCCAGAUGCGAUGCGGGCUGGAAACACUCAAUACCACAAGAUGGCGAUUUCCCGACCUGCCAACAGCGUUGACCACACGCUUCCCGUUCUUUUACGUGCAGCCUGGGCCAUCGUGAUUGCUACCCAUACCGCGUCUCCGGAUGUAUCUUUUGGAGAGACCCUUUCCGGUCGCAACAUUGAUCUUCCUGGUGUCGGCGACAUUGCUGGUCCCGUUUUGAGCACUGUGCCAACUCGCAUCCAAGUCGUCAACGACAUGUCAAUCUCACAGUACUUGGACAAGAUAAACCAAUCUACUACUGACAUGAUUCCUCACCUCCAUGCCGGUCUGCAGCGCAUUCGUCAAAUCAAUUCCGACACUGCCUCUGCCUGCAAUUUCCAGAACUUGCUGGUCAUCCAGCCCACCGAGGGCGAGCUCAAUGAAAGUAUCUGGAUUGAUGAGAAACGCGAAACAAGCGAGGACUUCUUUACUCAUCCUCUUGUACUCGAAUGUGGAAUCUCUAAGAGCAGCAUUUCCUUCACUGCGCACCACGAUGAGCUUGUUGUCAGUGGAUGGAAGACAAAGCGCUUGAUCGAACAAUUUGGUCAUGUCCUGAAGCAGCUGAUGGCCACUCCCAAGGGGAGCAACGUGAAAUUGUCUGAGUUGGAAGUCGCAAGUUGCGAAGACAAGGCCACCAUUGCGGACUGGAACAAGCGCGUACCACUUACAGUCGAGAAGUGUGUGCACGAAUUCAUUCAUGAAAAGUGUAUCGAAACACCUGAGGCCCCAGCUGUUUGCGCUUGGGAUGGCGAAUUGACUUACAGAGAAUUCUGGGAUCUGGCUUCAUCUUUUGCCAACUACCUGGUAUCCCGUGGAGUUGGCCCAGAAGUAUUUGUACCAGUGUGCCUGGACAAGUCGGCCUGGGCAAUGGUUACUCUCAUCAGUAUCCUUAUCGCCGGCGGUGCUUAUGUUCCCCUUGAUCCUCAUCAUCCCACCUCUCGCCACGAGGAGAUCUUGGCGGAUGUUGGUGCAAACAUGAUUCUUUGCACUCCGAACUACACAAACAAGUAUACCAGAGUCGUCAAAACAGUCAUUCCAAUCAGCAAGGAGACUCUCAAAGCCUACGGGUCUUUGAACUCCUGCAAGGCCCGCCAGGAAGUCACCCCCUCCAACAUGGCAUAUGCCCUUUUCACCUCUGGUAGUACGGGUCGUGCGAAGGGUAUCAUUGUGGAGCACCGAAACUGCGUGAGCAGUAUCAUGGCCUUCACACCUGUGACAUUCAUGACCUCGACAUCUCGAGUGUUCCAAUUCGCAUCCCUGACGUUUGAUGCUGCUAUCAUGGAAACCCUUGCAAUCUUGAUGGUUGGAGGCUGUAUCUGUGUUCCCAGCGAAGAUGAGCGGGUUAACGAUGUUUCUGGUGCCAUCAGACGCUUGAACGUGAACUGGACUUUCCUGACCCCUUCGAUCGCAAGUAUCAUCGAGCCGUCUUCUGUGCCCUCGAUGAGGCACAUGGUUGUAGGUGGAGAAAAGGUUACCCAGGAGGUAAUCACUAAAUGGGCCAACUGUGUCAAAUUGAUGAAUGGAUAUGGACCGACGGAAACCUGUGUGUUUGCGACCAUUGACAAUGAAGUGGCCUCUCACCGUAACCCAGCUCGGAUUGGUUACGGCAUUCCGAGUACUCUGACCUGGAUUGUGGAUCCCGACAACCACCACAAACUUGCCCCCUUGGGUGCAGUCGGCGAACUUGCUCUGGAGGGGAUGUCCUUGGCCAGAGAAUAUAUGAAGAAUCCGGAGAAAAAUGCCGAGUGCUUUAUCGAGAAUCCAGACUGGGCAAAGGAGUUCAAGUCUCAUCUGUCAUCCCCCAGGAGAAUCUACAAGACUGGCGACCUUUGCUACUACAACCCUGAUGGCUCGGUAGAGUACAUCAGUCGCAAGGACCAUCAAGUCAAACUUAAUGGCCAGCGCAUGGAGCUUGGAGAAAUCGAGCAUCGCAUUGGAGCAAAUGACCUUGUUCGUCAUGCUGUUGUCAUCUUGCCCAAGACUGGCCCGCUCCAAAAACGUCUUGUCACUGUCAUGUCCAUGAACAAGAUUUCUGCUGAUAACAAGCUUAUCUCUGACAAAGUGUGUGAGCUUAUUGAUGAAGAUGAUUUCAACAAGGAUGGCCUCGCCGGCCUGGUCGAGGUCCAAAGGAGCCUUGAAUCCCAGCUUCCAAUUUACAUGGUGCCCGCAACCUGGGCAUUAAUUAAGAAACUGCCAAUGCUUGUUUCUGGCAAGCUGGAUCGCAAGAAGAUUACCGCAUGGCUCGAAAACAUCGAUGAAGCUUCUUAUGAGCGUAUCAUGCAAGACUACGAUUCCAUGAAGCGUGGCCCAAGAGAGAAGCCAGAAGAGCAGCAACAAGAUGGCUCGCUCAAGGUUAUCCAAGAGAUUUUCUCGCAGGUCUUGAAUAUCUCUAUAUCCAAGGUCAAUGUGGAACGUUCUUUCGUCAGCCUAGGCGGUGACAGCAUCACUGGAAUGGCUGUGAUCUCACGGGCGCGUAAACAGGGGCUGGUUUUGACUCUGAACGAUAUCCUUCAAAGCAGAUCAGUCAAAGAACUAGCACAGGCCGCUAAGUCUAAGGCUCCUGUCACUGCUCAUCGCGAAGAAAAGUCCGGAGAGGGCUUUGCGCUCUCUCCCGUGCAGAAGCUCUAUAUGCAGUCCUCAGCAUCGUUCAAGGGCGCAGCCCGUUUCAACCAGAGCAUGACCGUCCGUAUCUCGCGCAGGGUUGAGGGUGAAGUUCUGCGACGGGCGAUCAAGGCUGUCACCAGCCAGCACGCGAUGUUCCGUACCCGUUUUAGCAAGAGCGUUGAUGGAAAAUGGCAACAAAAGGGAGCAGCGGAAGUUGAUCAAUCUUUCCGCUUCCGUGUACACUCAGUCAGUGACACACAUGCCAUGGUCCCACAGAUUGCCGAAAGCCAGUGUUGCCUGGAUCCCAUAAAUGGUCCUAUCUUUGCGGCCGAUCUCUUCAACCUCCGAACAGGCGGCCAGGUGCUCUUCCUAGUCGCUCAUCAUCUGUGUGUUGACAUGGUUUCCUGGCGCAUUGUUCUAUCCGAUCUCGAGGAGUUGAUCAUAUCUGGCUCUCUCUCGGAUGAAAAAGCGCUCUCAUUCCAGAGCUGGUGUGCCAUGCAACUUGAACGAACUAAGACACAUGACAUUGACCUCGCACUACCCUUCACUCCUGAACCGACUGAUCUGUCGUACUGGGGGAUGCAAGACACUGCCAACGUCUAUGGUGACAUCAAGAUGGAAUCUUUCAGUUUGACCGAGGAGGCUACGAAAUUCCUCCUUGAUGGCUGUCAUGAAAUCUUUGCCACUGAGACGGUUGAUGUGUUGCUCGCCUGUAUCAUUCACUCCUUCGGUCGCGUAUUUACUGACCGCAAGGUGCCUACUAUCUACAACGAAGGACAUGGCCGUGAAUCCUGGGAUGCCAGCGUUGACCUAUCAAGAACUGUUGGUUGGUUUACCACAAUGUCACCUCUUCUAGUUGAGGGACAAAAAGGUAUCAUUGACACCAUCAAACGUGUUAAGGACACCCGCCGGAAGAUCAGCGACAAUGGUCGGCCAUACUUCGCCAAGAGCCUGCUCCAAGCUGGUGGCGAUGACUUCCAGGUUCCAUUGGAAAUUCUCUUCAACUAUCUUGGCAAGAUGCAGCAGCUUGAGCGGGCAGACUCGCUCUUCCGGCAUCAAGGAAACGUGUUUGACGGCUCCGACUUCGCCGUUGCAGGUGACAUGGGCCCCGAGACUGUUCGCUUCGCCCUCUUCGAGGUUUCUGCAAUUGUAGUGAAAGACCGCCUAAACAUUGGCUUCACGUACAACAACAAGAUGCAGAACGAAAACCAGAUCCGUCGCUGGAUUCUCCAGUGCAAGCAAACGUUGGAGAAGGAUAUGUCAAUUCUCAAGACUGCCACCCCAGAGCCUACCCUUAGUGACUAUCCUUUGCUGCCAAUCAACUACAACGGCUUGCAGAUCCUCACUAACAACACUUUCCGCAAGCUCGGUAUCCGCAACAAGAACGAAGUUGAGGAUAUUUACCCUUGCUCCCCAAUGCAGGAAGGUCUGUUGCUGAGCCAACUUCGUGACCCCAGUGCCUACAUGUUUCAUACCAUUUUUGAAAUCAAGGACCUUCGCACUCAUAAGGUUGAUGCCGAGAAGCUUGCCCGCUCCUGGCAGAUGGUUGUCGAACGGCACCCCGUUCUCCGGACUGUUUUCAUUGACAGCAACUACAGUGGAGGAUCCUUUGACCAGCUUGUUUUCAAGAAUAUCCCUGAUCAUGUACUUCGUGUUGAAUGCCCUGACUCCCAGGUCCAGGAGAAGUUGAGUGCGAUCUCCCUUCACAAUCUGAACGCCAUGCGCCCCGCCAAGAUCUCCAACCAAUUCACCGUCUGCAAGACGCCUACUGGACGCGUUUUUGUGAAGCUCGAGAUCAAUCAUGCUAUUAUCGACGGUGGUGGUGUAGAUGUUUUGUUACGCGAUUUGACCAUGGCUUAUGACCGCCGACUGGCUGAAGGUUCCGGCCCUCGUUUCAGCGAGUACAUCAAGUUCAUUAGAACCCAAAGCCGUGGCCAAGCCCUUGAUCACUGGAAGAAUUAUCUCAGUGGUGUCAACCCUUGCCAUCUGGCUUCCAAUCCUGGCUACCAGAGCAGCCGCGAGCUGAAAGGCAUUUUGAUGGAUUUCCAACGAUACCCAGAGUUGCUGGGCUUCUGCGAGCGAGCCUCCGUUACCCUAGCAAACUUGACUCUUUCUGCCUGGGCUAUCGUCCUGAAGCAGUUCACCGGCUCUGAUGAUGUCUGCUUUGGCUACCUGUCUGCCGGUCGCGAUGCUCCAGUCAACGGAAUCCAAGACAUGGUCGGUAUUUUCAUCAACAUGCUUUGUUGUCGUGUACAGUUCUCCCCCACACAGACUCUGGACGACAUCUCCAAGCGUGUCAACGCGGACUACAUUAGCAGUAUUCCUCACCAAAGCUGCUCUCUUGCUAGCAUUCAACAUGAGCUUGGCUGGCAGGGUCAGUCCUUGUUCAACACUACCUUGUCUAUUCAGAACCACACUGUUGCCGGUGGUAACAAAGACAAGGGCCUGUCAUUUGAUUUGCAGCAUGCUCACGACCCUAGUGAGUACGCUGUCACUGUCAACGUUGACAUCUCUCGAGGGGGCGAGGGCAUUAUGCUCAGGUACUGGAGCGACGUUGUCUCCGAUGAGCAAGCCCAAUCCUUAGUGGACACUAUUGCCAGGGUGUUCACUGGGUUCAUUGAAUCACCAACCGCGACUAUCGCCUCUUCCAACUUCGGCGGCAGUGUCGCAGAGGAGCUGGCUUCGGAGUCGAACUACUCACAGUCGACUUCCAACGACAAAGUCAAGCCUGUGGUGGACGCCUUGGAUGGUGUUGCUAUUCAAAAGAUUAUUGAUAAUCGUGUUCAUGAGAUCAUUGGUCAGAUGUUGAGGGAAGGCAAGUUGAUGGUUCCAAAGAUACAGACCUCCGGAUUUUCGGGCUAUGGUCACACUGAUGAUGGAAUCGACUCGCCUUACCCAUUGGAAGGAAAUCAAGAAGCGGAUGACUCGGGUGUUUGUUCAGCAACCUCGCGGAGCAGUGAGGAGGGUAUGUCGGCUGAUGUGGAGCGGAGGCUUUGGAAUCUUUGGAGCACUGCCCUGGGUCUCUCGCCAAAUGUCGUGAGACAUCAGGACAGCUUCUUCAAGCUUGGAGGAGACAGCAUCACUGCCAUGAAGAUGGUCAGUGCUGCUCGUGAAGAUGGAUUGGUUCUUACUGUUGCGGAUGUAUUCAACAAUCCUGUUUUUGAGGACAUGCUCACCACUGUUCGCGCUGCCAACGUGACGCAGCAGAUUCUCAAUGCUGACCUCCAGUCUACUCAUAAGGAGGUUCCGUCAUUCCCGAACAGCACGCCCACCACUCUUGCACCCACUCCAUCAUCUGAAAGCAUCUCCGUGCUACGACCUACAAUGGCCGUCGAUGAGGAUUCAGUGCAACGUGGUAUCUGUCCUAAGAUUGGUGUUUUCAAGGGUGGCAUCGCAGAUGUCCUCCCAGUUACUGACUUCCAGGCAAUGUCUUUGACUGCGACUCUCUUUAAGUCUCGCUGGAUGUUGAACUACUUUUUCUUGGAAGGCAAUGGUCCUUUGGAUCUUCGUCGUCUUCGUGAGAGCUGCCUCAAGGUCGUUGAUGCAUUCGACAUCUUGCGGACUGUUUUUGUCUGCUUCCACGACCAGUUCUUCCAGGUUGUGCUGCGCAAAAUCCGCCCAAGCAUCUUUGUCUAUGACACCGAUCGUGACCUAGACGAGUUCACAAUGACUUUGCAGCAGCGUGACAGAGAGUAUGGCCCACGUGAGGGUGAGCAAUACGUGCAGUUCUAUGUUGUCAAGAAGAAGGGGAGCGACCAACACCGGAUCAUGAUCCGCCUGUCCCACACUCAGUACGAUGGAGUGUGUCUUUCGAAGAUCAUGUCUGCCAUCAAGCAUGGCUACGAGGGCAGCCCUCUUCCCCCAGUCACUUCCUAUGCCAGCUACCUUCGACAGCUGCCUGGAACUAUCGGCCCGGAUCAUUACAACCACUGGUCUAAACUCAUGAAGGGCUCGCAAAUGACACAGGUUGUCCGCCGCAAGGGCACAACCAUGUUCCAAAACAUCGGAGCCUUCACUGAGAUUAAGAAGACCAUCGAGAUCCCUCCGACAGCCCUUGGAAAUGUCACCGUUGCCACAGUUAUGCAGGCAGCCUGGGCCUUGACUCUCGCCAAGCUGUCCUCUCAAUCCGAUGUCGUGUUCGGCCUGACCAUCAGUGGUCGCAACGCCACUGUUCCAGGCAUUGAAUCAACUGUCGGUCCCUGUGUCAAUGUCAUUCCUGUCCGUGUCAACUUCAAUGACAGAUGGACUGGCCUUGAACUGUUCCGUUACCUCCAAGACCAGCAAGUUUCGAACAUGCCCUUCGAGUCCCUUGGCUUCCGAGAGAUUAUCAAGCACUGCACAGAUUGGCCGUCAUGGACCUACUUCACUACGUCUGUCUUCCAUCAGAACGUUGACUACCAAGGCGAGCUUGAGCUUGACAACACCAAGUACCGCAUGGGCGGUGCAGGUGUCAACGACAACUUCGCCGACUUGACAAUGGUCUCUCGCCCAACCGACGACCGCAACCUUGACAUAAGUCUCGGCUACUCCGAGAAGGGGCCUAUUCUUCCUGCCUUCGCAGAGAAGGUGCUCGACAUGGUUUGCGAGACUGCACAGUCGCUCAUCGCAAACCCAUCAACUGCCCUGCCUUCGCCUAACAUGCUGUGCUCCCUGCCACCUCAAGUCGUCGAUGACCUUCCCCGUACAUCAGACGAGCACUUCCUCAGCGCACAUCUCAAGUCGCGCUCCAUCGCUGAGCUCCUUGUCCACUCCGACAUUCUCUCCCGCUCCUGGCACCAGGUCCUUCCUCCACGCGCCUCGAACACGACCGUCGACCCAGAUGCAAAUGACAAGCCGGCAAACCAAGCUGCUUUCCAGCUUGAUUCGUCAUUCUUCGAUUUGGGCGGUGACAUUUUCAACAUGGCCCAGUUGACUUGGUUACUCGAGCAAGAAGGUCUCAAGGUCCGCCUUGAAGAUCUGCUUGAGCACCCGUCUUUCUUGGGUCAGAUGGCCGUUCUGGCGCUUCACAAUGCUAAGCACCAGGAGGAGCUUCCAGCUGAACAAGCUACAGGUGCCGCGUCUCCCGAUCCGUCAAUCAGGACUCGUGUUGAGAAGAAGAAGACCUGGGAGAAGGCUAUGACCCUUGCCAGGAAGUUAACUCGUCGCAACAAUAGCAGCAGCAACACCAACAACAGCAUGGUGUCUAGUAAUGCUUGA